Messenger RNA from Daphnia magna, 1543 nucleotides. RefSeq names its product endoglucanase E-4-like. NCBI's taxonomy places the organism in Eukaryota, Metazoa, Arthropoda, Branchiopoda, Diplostraca, Daphniidae. Gene Ontology annotation, biological process: carbohydrate metabolic process. Gene Ontology annotation, molecular function: hydrolase activity, hydrolyzing O-glycosyl compounds. The record is from RefSeq and is a predicted model, not a curated record. Bases 92 to 1507 code for a protein of 471 amino acids. The transcript has 10 exons.
GUGAGUACACACAAACAAAAAAGAGCGCUCAAAAAAUGGGUAUAAAUAAGCAGAAAUAUCGCAGUUGAUAGCGAGAGUCAGAGCAAUAAGAAUGAAAAUGUUGUUUUCUCUCGGACUCGUUUUCCUCCUUUGCGCCCAGGCGCCAAUCUCUACGAAUGCAGAUUUGCCUACUAAAUACAAUUACCGCGAUGCGAUCACCAAAUCAUUGCUGUUUUACUACGCCCAGCGCUCGGGCCGGCUGCCGGCUAAUGACAACCCUAUCCCCUAUCGUUCUGAUUCAGCACUUAAGGACCGCGGAAGAAAUGGAGAAGAUCUCACUGGAGGCUAUUACGAUGCUGGAGAUCACGUCAAGUUCGGUUUUCCCAUGGCGGGCACAACAACGAUAAUUGCGUGGUCAAUUAUUGACUACCAACUUGGAUAUUCAUCUGUAGGACAAUUGAGAAAUGCCCUGAACAUGGUGAAAUGGGCGACUGAUUACUUUAUCAAAGCAUGGAAUCCGGCAACUAAAACAUUGUACGGACAAGUGAGCGAUGGAAAUAUCGACCAUAAAUUUUGGGGACGUCCUGAAGAUAUGAAUCAGAAUAAUCGACCGGCUUUUUCCAUAUCUCCUAAUGCUCCUGGAUCUGAUUUGGCUGGAGAGACAGCAGCUGCCUUAGCCGCAGCUUCGAUAGUUUUCUCAUCAGUCGACAGAGGGUACAGUUCUCGAUGUCUGACACAUGCCAAACAGCUCUACGAUUUUGCCAAAAAACAUCAAGGGAAGUAUCAAGUAAGGUUUCCCAAAAGAGGCAAUUCUGGACAACAUUAUUACGACUCGUCUAGUUUCGAAGAUGAGUUGGCUUGGAGCGCUAUUUGGCUUUACCGUGCUACUAAAGAUCCAUUCUAUCUUAACGAGGCUAAAGCUUUCUAUGCCAAGUUUGGCCUAGCGUAUAGAAACUGGGCAUUUUCAUGGGAUGACAAAAGUCCUGGCGUACAGGUUAUGUUAGCAAAAUUGACGGGUGAAGAAAAGUACAAGAACGAUGUCAAAGGAUAUUGCGAUGCUAAGGUUAACCAGCCAAAGACACCCAAAGGACUUGUGUUCAUCAACGCGUGGGGUUCGUUGCGAUACGCAGCUAACAGCGCCUUCAUAUGCCUUCAAGCUGCUGACCUCAACAUCAACGCGCAGACGUACCGCAAGUUUGCUCAAAAGCAAAUUCACUACAUUCUCGGAGACACCGGUCGCAGUUUCGUCGUUGGGUUUGGAGUUAAUCCUCCAGUUAAACCACAUCAUAGAUCCAGCUCUUGCCCGAGAAGACCAGCACCUUGUGGAAAUGCCAAUUUGGUAUCUAAAGCACCGAAUCCUCAAAUUUUGUACGGAGCUAUGGUUGGCGGGCCGUCUGAUAACAGAGACAGUUACGUCGAUGACCGUGAAAAUUAUCAAACUAACGAAGUGGCCCUUGAUUACAAUGCUGGCUUCCAAGCAUCUCUAGCCGCCCUACAGUCCUUGGCUGUCAAAAAUGUUUUCAACUAAAAUACGGCAAGUUAAAUACACGCCUUUCUGCAGCAA